Messenger RNA from Thalassophryne amazonica, 4413 nucleotides. Its product is annotated as ribosomal protein S6 kinase beta-2-like. The record is from RefSeq and is a predicted model, not a curated record. Gene Ontology annotation, molecular function: ATP binding; protein serine/threonine kinase activity. The transcript has 16 exons. Gene Ontology annotation, biological process: protein phosphorylation; signal transduction. NCBI's taxonomy places the organism in Eukaryota, Metazoa, Chordata, Actinopteri, Batrachoidiformes, Batrachoididae. The coding region runs from base 21 to 1547 and encodes 508 amino acids.
UUCGGCAAAAUGAUCUAUUUAUGUUUAAUCGCAGACACCACUCCUUGUCGGCAGAGGGCGGUAACACACUAUUACGUUAUUUGCUAUCUACAAUAAAACACGAAAAAGAACAUUAUGAAGCGACGCUAAAUAAAAUGGCAGGAGUGUUUGACAUAGACUUGGAGACUGAUGACAUCAGCGAUGCAGAGGAUGAUGUCUGUGACUUCACUGUGACUCAGACAGAGAAUGUUCAAACGGAAGAGGUGGAGUUGACCAGUGAAAGUGUCAACAGGGACAGUGAGAGAGUUGGACCUGACUGUUUUGAGCUCCUUACGGUUCUGGGAAAAGGAGCCUAUGGCAAGGUUUUCCAGGUGAGAAAGGUUCAAGGUGCCCAGACAGGAAAAAUAUUCGCCAUGAAAGUCCUGAAAAAGGCUAAAAUAGUGUGCAGUGCUAAAGAUACAGCCCACACGCGAGCUGAGCGAGAGAUCCUGGAGACGGUGAGACAUCCGUUCAUUGUGGAUCUGCUCUACUCCUUUCAGACGGGGGGCAAACUCUACCUGAUACUGGAGUGUUUGAGUGGAGGGGAGCUGUUUAUGCAGCUGGAGAAAGAAGGCAUCUUUUUGGAAGAUGCUGCAAGUUUUUAUCUUGGGGAGAUCACAUUGGCCCUCGGUCAUCUUCACUCAAAUGGCAUUAUUUACCGAGACCUCAAACCUGAAAACGUCAUGCUCAAUCACCAAGGCCACAUCAAGCUUACUGACUUUGGCCUCUGUAAAGAAUCAAUUCAUGAUGGAGCUGUCACCCACACCUUCUGUGGCACUGUAGAAUACAUGGCUCCAGAGAUCCUCACCAGGUCAGGUCACAACAGAGCAGUGGACUGGUGGAGUCUGGGAGCACUGAUGUACGAUAUGAUGACCGGCUCGCCUCCAUUCACAGCUGAGAACCGAAAGAAGACCAUUGACAAGAUCUUGAAGUGCAAACUUAAUCUGCCUCCUUACCUGACCAUGGAUGCCAAAGACCUCGUCAAGAAGCUGUUGAAAAAAAAUCCAGUUCAGAGGAUUGGCUCCGGUAAAUCAGACUGUGCUGAUAUUCAGAAACACCAUUUCUUCAAGCAUAUCAACUGGGACGACUUGUUGAACAAGAGAGUCGAACCUCCAUACAAACCUCAGCUGCAGUCGGAUGAUGAUGUGAGCCAGUUUGACACCAGAUUCACCAGACAAACACCUGUGGACAGUCCAGACGAUACAUCACUUGGCCACAGUGCCGAGCUCGCCUUCGCUGGCUUCACCUAUGUGGCGCCGUCCGUCUUGGAGAGCCUCAAAGAAGGUUUCUCAUUUGAACCCCGAACGCGGCCUGUUCGUCGACACAACAGCAGCCCACGCACACCCAUCAGUCCUCUUACGUUUUCCCCAGCUGGACCUUUCAAGUCCGGCAUUGAGGGAGAGCCGAGGCUUUGCUCUCCUAUUUCGCCAUUCACAGCACCGGCUCCCAAACCACUAGAAAACGGAACUGCCAGUCAACCAAUCCGGACACCUGCUAGGAACAAGAAGCAAAAGGGACACAGGAGAUGAAAGGGAAGCCUUCAAAGAGCCCAUCUGCACUGCUGCACCUCAGCCAGGUUUGUUUGUUCUGUGACAAACUGGAAGUGUUGAGGCAGUCAGCUAAAGUGUUUUGUUUUUGCUGAGGCUCUCAAAAACUGGCGGUUUGUACACACACACGUGUUACAUUUGUCACCAGGUGAAAAAAAAACCCAUCCUGAACUUAACUGUCCAGUCAGUCAUUCCACACACGUCCAGAGGAUCAGGUUGGAAUUUCUGUUUGUCCUUGAGCUUUAUUCAAAUCUGCCAUCCAUUGGGCAUUUUGCAUAACCAGCAUGCGUUUGAAACUUCAACUGAGCCGUUGCACAGAAGCACCCCAAGCUUAUGAGAAUGGGUGCAAACAGAACCGAUGCGGAGAAAUCUGCUGCAGCCAGCAAAAAGUGAAAUGUAUAAAGCUAACUACAGAUAAUGCAACAUCAUGAAUGUGCUUCACAAUAAAAGUGUUUAAUAUCAAAGCAGCAGUGGUUGUAAUAGAAGCACAGCAAAAGAUUUAUGGUGAAGGCUUCCGAACAUUGUGGCACUUUGCUUAAUGUUACCAGGCUAAUGGUGCAAAAGUAACAGACAUGUACGUUGUUUUGAAACAUUGCACGUCUGAAAUAGGUUUUAUCAUGUGUAUAAGAGACCAGCUUGAAAUAAUCAUGACAGAUAGUCCACGGAAAUUAGAUGUGCAUGAGUGAAGAGCUGAGAUAAACAACUUUACUACAGUUAGGGAACUGGAACUAGUGAGAUAUAAAACUCACUGUCUUUUUCUGUUUUUAACCAACAUUUGUGGAACAAUGUAGCUACAGCUGAGGAGUGCUGAUAUAAAUGAAUACACAAACCGCAUGUUGUGUUUGCUUAAAAGGUUAAUGUUGGAAUGGAUGUUUUAUUUUUUUGUGGUGUACUGAAACUUCCAUCCACAGCUUGUUGUUGGUCACCACAUCUGAUUAUGAACAAUAAUUUUAGAAUGUUGACAGGUCAUCCUCUGUUUUCAGUGUUCACCUUUCUGCAUAAGAUUUUAUUUAAUAAUAUUUUAGUUACAACGUAGAGGAAAAAACGUUUUACAGGGACAUUAUUUAUACAGAUAUUUUGUUUAAGUGUUUGUUUUUAUUAAACAAACUACGUUGCACCUGUUUUUGAUAUUUCUUCAGCUUUAUUCACAGAAUCAACAUGAAGCUUGUUAGAGUGAAUGGUGACUGUUUUAUUUUUCUAAUUUUUUGUUUCUUUUCAGUACAUGGUAACAAUUAUAGAAAAGUAAAGUUGAGAAAUAGUGUUACUCUUCUUGGGCUUCAUUGUUUCAGCUGUUAAUGCAUUUCACAUAUAAAAGGCUGUUUUAAUCAGAAUUUGUGCAGGAUGAGUUAAAGCAUUUUUUUGUGAAAAAGAAAAUGGAUCUUUAGUCACUAAGAUAUCAAGCAACUGCACAGUUUUGCAUCACAUAGGAAUUUAAUGAAUGACAGAAUAUUAUUUUUAAUUAAUGUCAGAUAGGAUCUGCAGUGAACUUUCUGUUUCAAAUUAUUGCAGCUUAUUUUUACUGCACAUUUUCAUUUGAGUUUUCUCUGAUGACAAGAAUGUACGUCGACUGCCAAUUUAUUUUAUUUUAUUUUUUAAGCACAUUGCUCUCACAUUGUAGAAUUAGACCAAUCACAGUAAGCUGGGUUCAGUGUUAUCUAUCCAGAUAAAGAAGAGGGCUAUUCUGUAUUUAUUGCACAUAACACAGUGAUUAAAACUAUGUUCUCAGAAACCUAAAUAAUAUCUUGUAUUUAAAAAAGAUUAUUUUGUGUUGCCAAAACUAUUUUUCCACAUUGGGCCAAACUAUAUUUUCAAAAAGUACAGUAUUGAGUCAUAAAAGUAGAUAGAUAUUUAUUUUAGAUUCUGCAUGUUCACACAGUGAUUCAGCUUUCACAUGGAUCAGAUUAAUUUAUUUUAUUGCUCAUAAAAAUCUUAAGUUAUAUUUUUCAAGAUUUAUUAUUAUAGAAAUGACUCAUUUAUUGUUUUGAUGCUAAUCCUGCCCUGUGUCAUCUUGUACUACUUCUGUAUGAAAAAGAAAAAAAAAAAAAAAAAAACACCUUCAAGCUUAUUCGUGUUAAGCCCCUAAUCAUGUCAGGUCUUCAAAGCAGCUUAGCGAUAAUGAGAAGAGCAGUUACUUCUAGUGGUAAAAACUGGGUGAAAUUACCAGAAUCGCAUGAAUAAGAUAAAGGCUUUAAUGGUUCAACAUGAAAAAUGUUCUUGGGUUAGAUCUUAGGUGGUUUCUUCAAAGUGUGUAAGGAAGAGUAGAGACUGAUUGUCACCAGGUUGUUUUACUUUAAAGAAUUGUAAAUUCUAGUAAACCAUGCCUUACCUUCCACCUCUUUGUUUUUGCACUGGAAUCAGAGUCAGUACAUGUUUGGUGUCUGAAGUAACAACCUCUGCUUCCAAGUGGUGCGUCACAAUCAGAGAAAUCAGCUACUCUGUCAGUCACUGCUUUUGUUUCUGUAAAGGUAGCGAUAUAAUUGAAGUUUAAAAUGUGACACAGAAAUGUUGUAGAUUGGGUUUUGUCAGGGCUUAGGGAGAAAGCUCUGGGAUUUUCUUUACUUACUGUUUGCAGUGGUUUACAAAGCUUAACCACUUGCAACAAUUAAAUCAUGAAAUAUGCAAUUUGACAGAAAACUGUUAAGUUGAAAAUAUUUAUUUUCAUAAGUAAUGAAAGUUUAUGAGCAACUUAUUGUAUGUGGUGUCAUGAAAAGGUUGUAAACCUGGAAAUGUGUUAUACUGAAUUCAAAGAAUAAUAAUGAGUGGAAUUUAUCUUAUGAUUUGUGGUGGUUGUUUUGAUGCUUUGUUUUUCUUUGAUAACUGAACAUGUGAAGAAUAAACAUGUUAAGUA